Messenger RNA from Phragmites australis (common reed), 2411 nucleotides. Its product is annotated as proline-rich receptor-like protein kinase PERK1. The coding region runs from base 242 to 2194 and encodes 650 amino acids. The transcript is spliced from 8 exons. Gene Ontology annotation, biological process: protein phosphorylation. The record is from RefSeq and is a predicted model, not a curated record. Gene Ontology annotation, molecular function: protein kinase activity; ATP binding. NCBI's taxonomy places the organism in Eukaryota, Viridiplantae, Streptophyta, Magnoliopsida, Poales, Poaceae.
CGACUCGUCCUUGUCACUUCCCAUUUAACUCAAUCGCCCUGCCUACUCCUACUCGGCUGCUACUCCUCUUCCACUUGAUAGCUUCCUACGAUUCUCCUACCUCAGAACAAAUUCGAAGCAUCUCGCCGUCUCCUCCUCCACUCUUACGCGCUAAGCAACUGCUUAACCCUAGUUUUAGCUCCAGCUCUAACCCCAGAGCUGGAGCCGGAGCGCGGGGGAUUCGCUCCUAGCAAGGGGUGCGAUGUCGUCGCCAACGGCCGCGCCGGCGCCGACCACGCCCACGGCCCCGCCGGCCAACGCGACCACCCCGCCACCCCCUACCCCGGCGGCGCCGCCCCCUGCGAAGCCCGCGCCCGCCUCGCCGCCGCCCUCCACCCCCGUCCCGCCGCCGGCGGUCCCCUCUGCGUCCCCGCCCACGCCGUCCACCACCCCGGCGACGCCAUCCGCGCCUUCGCCCUCCUCCCCCUCCUCACCGGGGUCGUCCGCCACCCCGUCCCCGCCCUCGCCGCCGUCAUCCGGGGGAGGGAGGUCGCCGUCCACGCCGUUGUCUGGGGGCAGGUCGCCGUCCACGCCGGGCCACUCGCUCCCGAAGUCGCCGUCGUCCCACUCGUCGGGGGGCGGCGGGUCCGGGGUAUCCACGUCGCUGGUCGUUGGCGUGGCCGUCGGCGGGCUCGUGCUGCUGCUGCUCGCCAGCUUCGUGUGCCUCUGCUGCCUCCGCAAGAAGCGUCGCCGCGCGCCGCCUCCGCCGCACUACGGCUACCCGCCUCCUGCGCUGCCGUACAAGGAGGAUCCUUAUGGUGGAACAUACCAGAGUUGGCAGCAAAAUGCACCUCCUCGUCCGCCUCCUGAGCACGUGGUUAAGAUGCAUCCAUCACCUCCCCCGGCAUAUGCCAACCGUCCUCCACAGCCACCACCACCGCCUCCACCUGCUAUGAUAAGCAGUAGUGGUGGGUCUGGUUCGAAUUACUCAGGUGGCGAGAUCCUGCCUCCACCAUCCCCUAGCGCUGCCCUUGGCUUCUCGAAGAGUACAUUCACAUAUGAAGAGUUGGUGAGGGCAACUGAUGGAUUCUCCGAUGCUAAUCUCCUUGGACAAGGUGGUUUUGGGUAUGUUCACAGAGGAUUGCUGCCUAAUGGCAAAGAGAUUGCAGUAAAGCAAUUGAAACUUGGAAGUGGCCAGGGAGAGCGUGAGUUCCAGGCUGAGGUUGAGAUUAUCAGCCGAGUACAUCACAAGCAUCUCGUGUCUUUGGUUGGUUAUUGCAUUUCUGGAGGGAAGAGGUUACUUGUCUAUGAGUUUGUCCCCAACAACACAUUGGAAUUCCACUUACAUGGGAAAGAUCGACCAACAAUGGAGUGGCCCACAAGAUUAAAGAUUGCUCUGGGCGCUGCAAAGGGUUUGGCAUAUCUUCAUGAAGAUUGCCAUCCAAAGAUCAUCCAUCGUGAUAUAAAGGCAUCAAACAUUCUUCUUGAUUUUAAAUUUGAAGCUGAGGUUGCAGACUUCGGUCUUGCAAAGUUCACUACUGAUAACAAUACCCAUGUUUCGACGAGAGUAAUGGGCACUUUCGGGUAUUUAGCACCAGAGUAUGCGUCUUCUGGCAAGCUCUCUGAAAAAUCAGAUGUAUUUUCUUUUGGUGUCAUGCUUCUUGAGCUAAUAACUGGGCGGCGACCUGUUGACACAUCCCAAACAUUUAUGGAUGACAGCUUGGUUGACUGGGCAAGGCCUUUACUGAUGCGAGCACUUGAGGAUGGUGAUUAUGAAGCUUUGGUGGAUCCUCGGCUGGGAAAGGACUUCAAUCCUCAUGAGAUGGCAAGAAUGAUAGCCUGUGCAGCUGCAUGUGUACGCUAUUCUGCACGUCGUCGCCCACGCAUGAGUCAGGUUGUUCGGGCUUUGGAAGGCGAUGUAUCUUUGGAGGAUCUCAAUGAAGGUAUUCGGCCUGGUCAUAGCCGCUUCUUCGGGUCUUACAGCAGCUCGGAUUAUGAUUCUGGCCAGUACAAUGAAGAUAUGAAGAAGUUUAGGAAGAUGGCGUUUACUAACAACAAUUACACCAGCAGCCAAUACAGUGCGCCUACCAGUGAGUAUGGCCAGGUACAAUCCGGAUCAAGCAGUGAGGGUCAGCAGACGCAGGAGAUGGAGUUGGGUGCGAUGAAGAAAGGUGGCUACAGCGGCUACAGUUCAGGAUACAGAGGAGCCUCGUGAGGAAAUUCCUUUUUUCUUUUCUUUUGGCAUUUUCAUUAUUGCAUUUGUAAAGUCUGGCCGAAUUGUAUGACCAAAGUUGCUGACUUGCGUGUGGUGAACCCAAGUUUGACCGUGUAUAGCUUUUGGUAGCUGGAAUCGUUGAUUCUUUCGUAAGUAUGUUCUUGAUGUUCCCACCAACGUUUGUUGUGCAAUUCAAAGAGAGCUAGUUGACUGUUGA